This is a messenger RNA of Lates calcarifer (barramundi perch), 2449 nucleotides long. Its product is annotated as polymeric immunoglobulin receptor-like. The record is from RefSeq and is a predicted model, not a curated record. The transcript has 8 exons. Bases 1 to 1431 code for a protein of 476 amino acids. NCBI's taxonomy places the organism in Eukaryota, Metazoa, Chordata, Actinopteri, Centropomidae.
AUGAAGAUGCAGAGCCUUCAAAACCUGCUGAACAUCCUCUGUAUUGCUCUGAUCUGUGUGACCAGUACAGCAGCAGUGAUCCAUGUGUCUGGAUAUGAAGGGAGAGAUGUUAAUGUUUCCUGCUCCUAUGGAGAAGGUUAUGAGUCCUAUGAGAAAUACCUGUGCAGGGAUGACUGUGGCGACAGUGAUGUUCUGGUUAAGACUACAGAAGCAAAGAAGAACAAAUACUCCAUCUAUGAUGACAAAGAGAAACAAGUCUUCACAACGACCAUCUCUGAUCUGAGCUCUGUGGAUGCUGGGAAAUACUGGUGUGGGGUGGCCAGGACUGGAAAAGAUACCUACACUGAAGUAAGACUGGAAGUAGUGCCAGACAGCUGCUGUGAUCGUUCCACCAAUAUUCAAGGUUAUGAGGGAGGUUCAGUGUCCAUCAGUUGUUCAUAUGAGUCUGAGGACCAGAACAACCUGAAGUACAUCUGCAGAGGAAAGCAGCCCUCCACAUGUCUGCAGCAGGCACUAAUCACCUCUGACAACACACACAAUGCACAGUUCAGAAUUACUGAUGACAAGGAGUCAAGGAAAUUCACAGUGAAUAUUACCAGUUUGACCCAAGAGGAUUCUGGGUCGUACCUUUGUGGCGUCCAUAGAAACACUGGCCUGGAUGUUUUCUCUGCUGCUGAGCUGGAAGUCAAAGAGUGGUGCUGUGUGAAAUCAAACAUACUGACUGGCACUAUGGGACGUCCAUUAACUAUGCAGUGUCCCUAUCCACCACAACACGAGACAAACAGGAAGUUCCUCUGUAAGGGAGACCAGCGCAACAACUGUACAGACAUGGUGACGAGUCAAACCUCAGGCCAGACUGACCUCAGGUUCACACUGCAAGAUGAUGUUUCUUCCAGCUCUUUCUCAGUGACGAUCACAGAGCUGAAAGCAGAUGAUGCUGGGACAUACUGGUGUGGUUCAGACUCACAGUGGAGUCCUGGAAACUACACCAAGAUUCAGCUGUUAGUAGUCUUUCUGAUCAGCACCGUGGAAACUGUCAGAUCACAAUCAACCCAUGUCUCUGGCAAACAAAUCAAAGAUCCGUCUCUCUUUCACUCUGUGGUUUUCAUUGUGCCUGCUGUGCUGCUGGCCGUACUCGUAUUUGCCCUGGUUAUACUUUGUAAAUACAAAUGUUACAAAGAGCAAGGAGGUGGAGUCAACAUGAACAGAAACAGGACCAAGGCAGCAGAUGCAGAGGAAGCGAUGGGUGGAGCAGAUAUUUAUGAAAAUCCAGAAGCUGCAACAUGCUCGAAGAAGAGGAGCUCCAGACAACAGAGCACCUGUCACCAGAAUGAUGAUACAGGUGGAGACCAACAAGACUCUAUUUAUCAAAACUUGGUACCAACAGAAGACAUCUACUCUACUCUCUUUUACAGUAAAGGUGAUAAGUGAGAAUCUUGCAUUGUUUCGUCACAUUUGUACCCAUAAUUAUCCUGUUUGUAUUUUCUUUAACAUUAACAGCUAACCAACACAAACCACCACUGACUGAAAACUUUGUUGGCCUUUGUGUUUAUCUUUCAGAAUUUGUUUUAUAAUUACCAUUACACAUAUUUCAGUACUUGCAUUUUCCUUGAUUCAACUUUGAUUUCACACUUUUGCUUUACAUUCAUUAUGGUGCUUACUGUUUAAAUAACAAACAGUUAACCACCCCUGCACUCCUUGUAAAAAACUGAGAAAAUCCAUUUCGGCUAAAUAACAAAAAUGUAACUUACUUACAUGCGUAUGUUUACCUGUGGUAAAAGUGAAUCAAUAAACAAAACAAAGAAAAUCCAGUCUUUACAAAGUUAUCACUGAAUCGAUUCAUGAGGAUUGUAUUUUGUAAUAUAUACAUGAAAUAUAAAAACAGUAUCACCAGAUUGUUAGUGAGUGUCAGAUUUUUGAUGGACUGAAAUAAAGUGGUGGAAAGUAACAAAGUACAUUUCAAAUGCUGUUAAGAACAUAUUUGAGGUAGCUGUGUUUAUGCUUAUUGUAUAAGAGUUUACAUUUCCUCUCCACUACUUGUCAGAAGUAAAUUCUCUAAAUGUAAAGGAAAGGAGCUUCAGUGCUUCCUAUCUUAUUACCUUUAGCACAGGAUUCACUGAACCUUCAUUUACAAAAGGAAAGGAGAGAAUGACACCCCACAAUUCCCUGCAGCAGCAGCAUUAAAAGCAGUGCACUAUCGUAGUUUCACUGAGGCAGAUAACACGCAUGAAGAUGCAAUAGAGCUCCUGUGUUAUGUUUGUGACACGAUCCAAAAACGUUUCUCUACUUAACAAACGUAUAAACUAUAUAUUUCUGUCUGAAUAUAAUUUACUCUGGAACCUUCAGUUUCUUUUUUAUCGUUAUUUUGAUGGCUCAACUUUUUCAACUUGUAUACUCCUUUCAUGUUAUUAUAUUAUUAGUGUUGGACAAGAAACCUCAUUGAAUUGUA